AUGGCUGCUUUCAUAACCGCGGAUCGCUGGUCUUCUGGUAUUGCCACACACAAGACUAAAAUAGGAAGAAUAAUUUGCACAGGUUCUGGUUGUAUUGGUUGUUUUCCAGAGACAAAUCAGACAGAAGCCGACGAGUUAGGGAUCUGUGAUUUGGACUUUGCGGGACAUCCGUUUAGAGCAUUCCUAAACAAAGACACCACCGUUGCUAAGAACAAAGCGGCCAAACCACGGAAGACUAAUUCCGAAUUUAAAAGUGAAAAUCCCACUUGGAGAAACCUUUCUAUGGUUAGUAAAACCUUGGAGAAGAAUGCGCAUUUUAGUGAAGGUUUAAAGGAGACAGAGAAAAAAAGGGUUAAACAAGUAGGAACUCAAACACGAAUGACUUCCAUUGUUCCAAAUGAAACUCAAUUAGAUAAAAGUGACUGCCAGCUUUCCGAUAAAGCUAAGAGGCUUGUGGAGUCAAUGAGAGGAGAUAUCAAACAGAGGGAAACAAAGAAAAAAACAGGAAGAACUGUGUUACUAGAAAUGUGUGAAUUAGACCAGACAAUUGAUUCUACAAGUGCUAAUUCAGAUUACAAACCCAAACAAGUGGCACAAAGUCCACGACACAGAAAGAAUGUCAACAUUGAUCGAAAAGUCAACAAAACUAAAAAUAUACACGAAAACCUUUAUAUGCUGUUAAAAAAAGACACAGCAUUAAACUACCACGAAGAUAUAUUUCCUAAAUCGGACAGUGAUCAAACCUGGGAGAGUUCUCCGUGGGACCUUGGCGAAGACGCUACGUGUUUUUACUUCGUACUGGAGUACUAUAACAGCCCUAGGAUUCUCCCGCGAUUCAAAGUACUCGAGAUUGUCGAGGCUCUCUGCGAGGUCGUGGAUGCAAGGGAUAUCAAGUGUGUACAGAGAGUGUAUGGUAUGUGGCAGAUCGUACUGCGGACCAGGAAGGACCAGUUGACUUUGCGGGCUUAUGGUAUCAGGAUAAGAGGGAGGUACUAUGAGCUCAUUGAUGACGUUGACAGCUAUUGCAUAUUAGUAAAUGGUUGUACUUAGAAUUUACUUAUGCCAGGUCUUAGGUAGCAAAAAGAAUCAUGAAUACUCCUAUGACACCCUAGACUUGGGGGAGCAUAAAGACACCCCCCCCCUUUCCUUAAAACAAAACAUUGAGACAGCUUUUUAAAGAGGCUGAAAUGUACUGCAAGAGCAGCUUGUUUCAGGCAUGAUCAGGAAUUCCAUAAAAAAGAUAAAUGUUGUAAUCUUUGAUUGUGUAAAAGAGUAAAUAUAGAUAGUAUCUCUGAAAAUUAGGGGGCACCUUGCCCACCCCUAAAUCUGCCCAUGGUUAUAAGCAGAUACAUGAUAGGCUGUAAAUAUAUUUUAGGAUGUGCCAUCCGCUUUGAGGGGGAUACAUCCUCUGCCCUCAGUGUUAGUCAUGAAUCCCUCCUUGUAGGGAUUUGAGACCGACUUCUCUGUUAUUUUUGUGAAAGGGGGGUCCCAUUUUUACCAUAUUCUCCUUCAUUUGUUGGCUUAAAAAAGAGCUCUACUUUUCCCCACCUGGGUAUGCCCCUGUUACCUAGUAAUGUGUUGGCUCUACUGAGGUUGUGAAGUGUGUUUGCAUGAGCUAUUAGAGGUAUCAGUAAAUUAAAACUGAUUCAGGUUUCCCAAUA
Molecule: messenger RNA, 1661 nt
Organism: Nematostella vectensis (starlet sea anemone)
Lineage: Eukaryota; Metazoa; Cnidaria; Anthozoa; Actiniaria; Edwardsiidae
Exons: 1
Coding region: 1-1050 (349 amino acids)
Source: RefSeq, a predicted model, not a curated record